Messenger RNA from Camponotus floridanus (Florida carpenter ant), 1402 nucleotides. Its product is annotated as cell wall protein DAN4. The transcript has 3 exons. The record is from RefSeq and is a predicted model, not a curated record. NCBI's taxonomy places the organism in Eukaryota, Metazoa, Arthropoda, Insecta, Hymenoptera, Formicidae. The coding region runs from base 279 to 1388 and encodes 369 amino acids.
GUCUGCCUUGGUGCACAUCGCGCGCUAUGUACGAACUUUGGAUUACUCGAUGUAAGUUUUAUAUUAUGGAAAUAACGUGGAGGUCAAUUCGUGAGGGAGAUCAGGAUCAGGAUGAACAAGGCCGAUGCUGUUUAACGAUAUUACUGUGAAGAUACAAUUUGAUCCCUGAUAAAAUUGUGGCACUAACGAGAUUGUCAUGCUAUGCACUUCCGUCAGAGGACAUAUAAAGCCACACGCAUUUCUAUCUGCACGCAGAGUGAUGUUUGUCCGAUUGCAAAAUGCAACCACUUGGUGUAUUGUUGUUGCUCCUCUCCUGUCAACUUGCUACGCCAAAACCAAUUUUUGAUAGAGAUGGUGCAGAUUUAUUACAUAGAGAAUAUCGAUCAGCUGGAUUCGGAGAAACAAUACGAGAUUGGUUCAGAAUAAUCAAAAAUCGAGUCGUGGGAAAAUGGCAAGAAUGGUUCGGCAACGACGAUCCACCAACUCCGAGUUUCUCACCGCAGGAUAUUUUCAACAUUGAUAAAACUAUAGGAAAUCGAGUACCGGGUUAUCCAAGUUUAUUCUUGGAUUUGUCUAGCAUAUCCUUCGACCCAAAACAAGAUUGGGGAGUUCGGAUUGGUAAUUGGUACAUCAUCCGGAAAGUUACAGGAAAUGAUGACGACAGUUCAGAUAGCGAUUCAGAUGAAUGGGACAUGAGAUCUUUGCUACCAAAUCUACCAUCAUUUCCUACAUUAGGAAUCGAUUGGACGCCUAAUAUACAUGAAUUUGAGAUUCCAAAAACCACGCAACUUCCAAUGACUACGCCGAAAAUUAAAUUGACCACGCCGAAAAUUGAAUUGACCACGCCGCAACAAACACCUCAAACUAAUAUUCAGACUGAAUCAGUUUUAACUGAGUCUACUGUGAUUCUUACCGAACCGAUUCCAUUUACUACCCAGUUAAUUGCAACUUCCACAGAGCCGGUUGUAACAUCAACCGAAGAAAUUCUAACUUCUACUGAAUCGUCUGUAACAAACGAUGAAUCAGAUACGAUAUCUACUGAAUCAAUUUUAACAUCUACGGAAACAAUUCCGGUUUCUAUAGAAUCAACUGUUCCAUCCACUGAGUCUGUAGUGACUUCCACCGAAUUAAUUACAUCAUCCACCGACACAACGUUAGAUUCUACCGAAUCAAUUGUAACAUCUAUCGAAUCUGUUGUAACUGUUACUGAAUCAAUUGAAACAUUAACCGAAGAAAUUGCAACUAGUACUAUCACCGAAUUGUCUGAUCCAACAUCCACUGAAGUAAUUUUACCUGUUUUGAAUAAGAGAAUAGAAGACAACGAAACUGUUAAUACACGUACCACAAAAAAGCCUCGUCCAGCAUCUGCUGAAGUCAUAAUGUUUUAAAAACAUCACAUAAG